AUGGGCCAGGCACCCAUCGGCUAUCUGCUCUUUGCGGAGGAGAUGGCCUACAACCCCAAGGAUCCGACCUGGGUCAACCGUGACCGCUUCGUGCUUUCCUCCGGCCAUGGCUGCAUGCUGCAGUACUCCCUGCUGCACCUUGCCGGCUACGAUAGCGUGGCCAUGGAUGACCUGAAGCAGUUCAGGCAGUGGGGUUCCAAGACACCUGGCCAUCCAGAGAAUUUCGAGACGGCCGGAAUCGAGGUCACCACCGGGCCUCUGGGCAUGGGAAUCUCCAAUGCCGUUGGCUUGGCAGCCGCUGAGGCACACAUGGCGGCAACCUACAACAAGCCGGAUUUCACGCUGAUCGACCACUACACCUACACCAUUGCAGGAGAUGGAUGCAUGCAGGAGGGUAUCUCGCACGAGGCUUGCGCUUACGCCGGGCACCUGGGGCUUGGAAAGCUCAUCGCCUUCUAC
This is a messenger RNA of Symbiodinium necroappetens, 459 nucleotides long. The record is from the annotation of a GenBank genome assembly. NCBI's taxonomy places the organism in Eukaryota, Dinophyceae, Suessiales, Symbiodiniaceae.